CCGGAGUGGGUGCGCAGCGGAUGUAUAAAGUUCGUUGCAGGAGAUGGCCGCCAGGGCUAUUCUGACGACUCGCCGUACGACUGUAUCCACGUGGGCGCAGCGUCGCCAAAGACGCCGACGGAGCUGCUCAGGCAGCUGAAGAGCCCCGGGCGCAUGUUUGUGCCCGUGGGGACGACGGACCAGCGCAUCAAGGUGUUUGACAAGGACGUCCACGGAAAUGUCGCCGAGACCGACAUGAUGGGCGUCGUGUACGUGCCGCUGACCGACGAAACACUGCAGCGCAACAGCUAGCUUCUGUGUGUCUCAGCCAGCAUACAUUUCAUAUCAGCCCAUAGGCUAGCCCUGCCACUCAUAAAUUUUGCAAUUUCCCCGAUCUCGCCCAAAAUCACUCCAGACAGUGCGUAGCGACCAAAAUUAAAGCCGCCCCGGGCCGCCAGCCGCAGCCACUCACAAAACACACUUUUCUGAUUUCCAAACCACACAUAAACAUGGCUAGCUUCAAGUUCUGCCCCGACUGCAGCAACAUGCUGUACCCGCGCGAAGACCGCGUCCGCCAGCAGCUCAUGUUUGCGUGCCGCAACUGCGACCACCAGGAAGAAGCCGAGAACAACUGCGUCUACCGCCAUGAAGUCACCCACAUCCCGUCCGAGCAGACCAUGGUCAUUGCCGAUCUCGGGUCAGAUCCCACGCUGCCACGCACCAACCAGGUGCCGUGCCCCAAGUGCCAGUUCGAGGAGGCGGUGUAUUUCCAGUCGCAGUCACGCCACCCCGAUACGCGCAUGACGCUCUACUACGUGUGCUGCAGACCGACAUGCCAGUACCGCUGGACUUCGUAGAUGCACAUGUGAUCCGCUCUCCCAUCUACACCAUCAAGUCCUGCAGAAAAUACAUGAGGUUGAGGCCUUUUAUGCGAUAAAUGUUGGUAUAUAAUGUCUGGAGAACCUAGCAAACUAAACGGGACUAUGCUGGAGAAGAAAAAAGCGAAGAAAAGGCAAGUCGGCUACAGGGACGCCGGUCUCUCCCAGCGAGAGAGCGCACUCGUGGUUUAAUUAACCUGACUUGAACAGCAGCACCGCGGUAUGGUCAACAUAGAAGUAGAUAAAGUUGCUUGUCU
This is a messenger RNA of Linderina pennispora, 1114 nucleotides long. RefSeq names its product DNA-directed RNA polymerase II core subunit RPB9. Gene Ontology annotation, biological process: maintenance of transcriptional fidelity during transcription elongation by RNA polymerase II; DNA-templated transcription; transcription-coupled nucleotide-excision repair. Gene Ontology annotation, molecular function: zinc ion binding; DNA-directed RNA polymerase activity; nucleic acid binding. The record is from RefSeq and is a predicted model, not a curated record. Bases 489 to 836 code for a protein of 115 amino acids. Lineage: Eukaryota; Fungi; Kickxellomycota; Kickxellomycetes; Kickxellales; Kickxellaceae. Gene Ontology annotation, cellular component: RNA polymerase II, core complex. The transcript has a single exon.